AUGGCACCCGGUUUCCAACCGCAAAAGGCACCAAGCUGUCCAAAUGACGCGAUAGCAUUCCCUGCAACGAAUGUACAAACAGAGGAUGAGUCAUGCACGACGCCAUCGAGUGGUACGGGCAGAUGUAUAUCUUUGUACGACUGCAGCGAACUUUUAAGUAUCGUGAAUAAACCUAAUAAAUCUCACAAAGAGCUUGAUACCUUGAGACGCUCUAGUUGCGGGUUUGAUGGGAGUACACCAAAGGUUUGCUGUCCAACAUUCGAACAAUCUGAUCAAAGUAACUUGUGCUUCACGCCAGACGGCCAGCAGGGCGAGUGCAUAAACCUUCACUCCUGCAACCACAUCGCGAAUUUCCUCAAACCUCCUGUUUCUCAGGACAGUAUUACUUUCGUUCAGAAUUCAAGAUGUGAAACCACUGACCCCUACAGCGUGUGCUGUGGUCCACCUCCAGACCUGAGCUUUAAACCAAACACCGUCUGUAAUGGACAACCUGGUAUUGCGCCUCCUGACCCUGCUUCAGGCUGUUGUGGACAGCAUGUUGCUUUGCCAGACAGGAUUAUAGGCGGCACCGAAACAGGCGUAGACGAAUAUCCCUGGUUAGUCCUCAUCGAAUACUCGAAGAACAAUAAGAUCAAGCUUCUCUGCGGAGGGGCUCUUAUCAGCGACCGAUACGUACUCACUGCUGGGCAUUGCGUUGUUGGAGCAGUGCUUCGUGCUGGUACUCCCCGUAACGUGCGUCUAGGCGAAUAUGACACAUCAAAUGACGUCAGCCAGGCAGACUGCAUACCUGCUUCUUCAGGUGGUGACGAUUGCACAAAAGGCCCUGUCAUCAUACCUAUUGAAAAGGUCAUCCCACAUCCGGACUACAAGCCUCAAGAUACAACGACCAGAAGACAUGAUAUUGCCUUAAUCAGGAUGAGGGAAUCGGCGCCUUACACCGAAUUUAUUCGUCCAAUCUGCUUACCAACAUCCGAUGUGACCUUGACGCCACCUGUCGGCUGGCAGAUGAUUGCGGCUGGAUGGGGCGCUGUCAAUGAAACUCAUAGCAAGAGUAACGUUAAGUUGGAUGUGCAGCUACCGUUUGUGUCUUAUUCUGAUUGCCAACCCGUGUACGCCGUCCCCCGCCGCAAAGUCGACCUCUGGCAGGGUCAAAUGUGCGCUGGUGGUGAGGAGGGAAAAGAUUCCUGCAAAGGAGACUCGGGAGGUCCUCUCAUGUGGGAGAACCCUAAAGGAAACAAGUUCUUUGAAGUUGUGGGGAUUGUCAGUUUUGGACCAACUCCAUGUGGGAUGGAGAAUGUGCCUGGUGUUUAUACGAAAGUGUACCAAUAUAAUCCUUGGAUACGUCAGACUAUUAGACCAUAGGAUUUUAGAUUGCGAUUUUUCCUGCUGAAUUUGAACACGUCUUGACUAAUAGCCCAUUAUCGCCGAGUCGUCUGCCGCCUUUGGUAGACUACUUCACCUUGCCGAAGGCGACGCAGUCGACUCGCCGUUUAUUUAACUAAAAAUUUCCCACAUAAUUAUCUCGAGAAGAAAAAUAAAGUUUUGGUAAAACAAAUAUAUAACGUACACAAACCAAAGUUCAUAAUGCACGUACAUUAUUGCAGAAGUUGGAAAGCAAGGAAUUGCCGGACGAGUAU
Messenger RNA from Hyposmocoma kahamanoa, 1637 nucleotides. RefSeq names its product phenoloxidase-activating enzyme-like. The record is from RefSeq and is a predicted model, not a curated record. Gene Ontology annotation, molecular function: serine-type endopeptidase activity. The coding region runs from base 1 to 1362 and encodes 453 amino acids. The transcript is spliced from 9 exons. Gene Ontology annotation, biological process: proteolysis. Lineage: Eukaryota; Metazoa; Arthropoda; Insecta; Lepidoptera; Cosmopterigidae.